AUGAGAGCACUGCUGGCGGUGGCGACCAUGGUGGCCACUGUCUUCUUGUCCAUGUCGUCGUCGUCCACGCACGCCCAGCAGUGCGGCACGCAGGCCGCCGGCGCGCUGUGCCCCAACUGCCAGUGCUGCAGCAUGUACGGGUGGUGCGGCAGCACCUCCGACUACUGCGGCAGCGGCUGCCAGAGCCAGUGCACCGGCACCUGCGGCGGCGGCGGCGUGGCGUCCAUCAUCUCCGAGUCCGUCUUCAACCAGAUGCUGCUGCACCGCAACGACGCCGGCUGCCCUGCCAACGGCUUCUACACCUACGCCGCCUUCAUCGCGGCGGCCAACUCCUUCCCGGGCUUCGGCACGACGGGGGCGAGCCCCGACGUCCAGAAGCGCGAGCUGGCGGCGUUCCUGGCGCAGACGUCGCACGAGACGACGGGCGGGUGGGCGACGGCGCCCGACGGCGCCUACGCCUGGGGCUACUGCUUCAAGGAGGAGAAGGACGGCGCGUCGGGGCCGGACUACUGCGAGCCCAGCACACAGUGGCCGUGCGCCGCCGGGAAGAAGUACUACGGCCGCGGACCCAUCCAGAUCUCCUACAACUACAACUACGGCCCCGCCGGCCAGGCCAUCGGCGCCGGCAUCCUCGCCAACCCGGACCUUGUCGCCGCCGACGCCACCGUCUCGUUCGAGACCGCGGUGUGGUUCUGGAUGACGCCGCAGUCGCCCAAGCCGUCGUGCCACGACGUCAUGACGGGGCAGUGGACGCCGUCGGCAGCUGACAUCGCCGCGGGGAGGUUGCCGGGGUAUGGCGUCGUCACCAACAUCAUCAACGGCGGCCUCGAGUGCGGCCAUGGCGCCGAUACCCGCGUCGCGGACAGGAUCGGGUUCUACAAGCGCUACUGCGACUUGCUUGGGGUCAGCUAUGGCGACAACUUGGACUGCGCCAACCAGAUGCCCUUCAACAGCUCCUAA
Sorghum bicolor (sorghum) is the source of this 960-nucleotide messenger RNA. RefSeq names its product chitinase 12. Gene Ontology annotation, biological process: defense response to fungus; carbohydrate metabolic process; cell wall macromolecule catabolic process. Gene Ontology annotation, molecular function: chitin binding; chitinase activity. The transcript has a single exon. NCBI's taxonomy places the organism in Eukaryota, Viridiplantae, Streptophyta, Magnoliopsida, Poales, Poaceae. Bases 1 to 960 code for a protein of 319 amino acids. The record is from RefSeq and is a predicted model, not a curated record.